Molecule: messenger RNA, 2640 nt
Organism: Colias croceus (clouded yellow)
Lineage: Eukaryota; Metazoa; Arthropoda; Insecta; Lepidoptera; Pieridae
Exons: 2
Coding region: 562-2514 (650 amino acids)
Source: RefSeq, a predicted model, not a curated record
CAAGAAAAAGAGUCGUUAACACCAAACUCAUUGUUUAAUAAGAUAGAAUCGUUAUUUUCUAAAGAAUCGGCAUACAAUAAAGUUACUGACGAUUUAUUACAAAUAGUUUGUGGAAGACGGGCAGACUGUAUUACUUUACGCCGCGAGUCGUUGCUUAAACAAAUUCCGGAGGAAUUUCACCGCGACGUUUUAUUUAAAAUACCUCCAAGUGCGUCAACGUUAUUUAAUGAUGAGUCAGUGCAAAACUAUCUCCAAAAAAUUGGGGGGGCCGAAAAAUUAAUAGCAUUACCUCGAUCAGGGCCUCACAUAAAGGAUAAUUUCAUUCGUAAUCAGCACAAUCAAUCUAAACCGUCAACAAGCUCACAAUCGAAUGAACAUUUUUUUCGACACAACUCGUCAUCAUCAAAAAAGGGUAAACGCACAUCUAAGCAACAAAAAUACGCAAAUAGAAACAAAUCGGGUAGUUAUAAACAAAAAGAAAAAGGAUCGCGGCCUUCGUUUAGAAAUAAAAAUCGCGAAUGACUAUCAAUUAUUUUACGGCGGCUGUCUCAAACAAUUUCAAUGUGUCUGGAGCAAUUUUGGUGCACCAAAACAAAUUUGCAAACUACUAAGUGGAGUAUGUAUUCCCUUUAUCCGAAAACCACCGCUGAUAUUUCCAAAUUCGCUUAUAAUGGAAAAAUAUCGAACACAGACGUCUCCAGACAUGACCUUACAAAUAAAAGACAUGUUGAAAUCGGGAAUAUUAGAACUAGCAGAGACAACUCCAAGUUACCUUUCGACUUUCUUUUUGAUACCGAAACCCGACGGCAGCCACCGUCCAAUUUUCAAUUUGAAGCGGUUAAAUUUCUUCAUCAAAACAAAGCCAUUUCAAUUAUUCAGCCAUUUUCGCGUGCCAGCCUUUUUGCAGGAUUCCGAUUGGAUGGUGAAACUGGAUUUGAGCCAGGCUUACUUUCACGUGCCUAUCUGUCAACGCCAUCGCAGAUUCUUAAGACUCAAUUAUCACCAGGAUCCAAGUCGGCACCAAUUGCUGCAAAUGACGUGCCUGCCCUUCGGUCUCUCUUCGGCACCAAGAACGUUUGCCACGUUGACCAAUUGGGUGGCAGAGUUUCUCAGGAGCAAAGGCAUCAGGUGCGUAGUCUAUUUGGACGAUUAUCUUCUAGCAAGUCAGUCCAUGCAUCAGCUGGCAGACGACAUAGCUCAAACAAUCAAAAUCAUGUCGCUAUUGGGCUUGAACAUAAAUUUCGAAAAAUCUGUGUUGGUACCGACCCAAUGCCUCGAGUUUCUCGGCAUUACCUGGGACACAACGCUCAACGCAAAGUCCCUGUCGGUGCCGAAGUGCCUAACGCUACGCAAAGCACUUCAAAAACAGAUCGAAACAGGCAGUUGGUCCCUAAAGCAAUAUCAAUCCUUAAUGGGGAGACUCAACUUCGCCGCAUUCGUCGUUCCAAGGGGACGACUUCACUGUCGUUCACUGCAAUGUUACAGUCGACAGCUGCCAAUGAACCAUCCCUAUCGCAAGAUUCAGAUCCCGAAAAGAGUGAUAGAGGACCUGGUAUGGUGGAAGGACGCAAUCGAGACGAGCUCGCCAAUUCAUCUACCUGCAAUAACUCAUCUUUUAACGACGGAUGCCUCGGAUAUCGGUUGGGGGGCUUGUCUAGGAGGCAAAAACAUAUUCGGUCACUGGACAGUGCGCCAAUUAGCGUGGCACGCCAAUCAAAAGGAGAUGUUCGCGGUAUAUGCAGUGAUUUUGCAGGAACAGAACCAGUUAGCAGAUGCUCAUAUUCUUCUGCAAACGGACAAUCGAACAGUCGUGGCAUACAUAAACAAGGAAGGCGGGACAAAAUCAAAAAAGCUUCUAAAUUUAACUCGACAGCUUCUGGCGAUUUUGGACGGGCUCAACAUUCACCUUCAAGCCCAAUACUUUCCGGGCAGGUACAACGCCGAAGUGGACGCUCUGUCUCGUCAGAAACCUUGUCCCGAAUGGCAUCUGCUACCACCUGCCACGAUGAAGAUAUUUCGAAGGUGGGGAACUCCAGUAAUAGAUCUCUUUGCCUCAACGUCAGCUCAUGUGAUCCCAAACUAUGUGACAGUGGACUUGCAAGACCCCAUGGCGCAGCAUCACAACGCCUUUUGUCACCAGUGGAAUUACAGUCUAGGGUGGUUGUUUCCCCCGCCAAAUCUCAUCCCGACAGUCCUACAUCACCUGAACGAAGCUACGGGGAGGUACAUUCUGAUUGCCCCCAAAUGGCACAAAGCGUUUUGGCGGGCAGAUGUACAGCGGAGAGCGCUGGAUCAUCCUUAUCUCAUUCCAGAUCUAGCACAGGUGUUAAUCGACACGACAACGGGUGUACACCCACCACAAGUACAAGACCUGCAAUUGGAAGCCUGGUUGAUGUCGGGUGGCAAGAAAUAUUAGCAGGUUGGACGAAUCAGGAACAAGAACUUUUAAUGUCCAGUUGGCGAAGCUCAACAUUGAAUACUUACAAAUCGGCAUGGGCUAGAUGGAAGAAAUGAGGGCGCCACCAGCGGAGAGGUAGGGGAAACGCUGACUCAAGGCACAAAGAGGGGGUGCUUGACUCAAGAUGGAUUCCGGAUAUUGAAGAAAAAAUAAUAGGUAAGUUUUAUUUGUUGGUAAAACUC